UGGGUUCAUCGGUGUGAGGGUCUAAUUGGUUGAGCCUCCUGGAAAGCCCAUUGGCCCCCCAAUCCCCACAGCCGCCCGCCCGCACCUCUCCUCCUCCGGUCCUCCCUCGUCUCAGCCGCCACCCCCACGAACCCUAGCCGCACCCUCCUGCAUCUGUCCUCCUCCCCCUUCCUGGUCCGCCCCAAGCCCCUCCUCGUCUCAUGAGCUAGCCGAGGAAAAGCGGGGUGGCGCGACGCCCUGGUCGUCGGCCGGCGGGGAGCCUGCGUAGAGGCGGUGGCGGAGACGACCCUAGAUGGGCCAAGAUCUGGACAGGGCGCCUCAACCUCGCCUUCCUCUUCCACCUACUCGCUGAUAGAGAGACAGCAGCAGCGGUGGGAGGAGCCUGGGCGUAGAGGAGAGAAGUGGACGAGGGGGGUGCAAAGCCAGGAGAUGGGGGUCGCCAGAUGAGCACAGCCGCACAGGGCCUGAUCCCGCCGCUGCCAGAGCAGAGUGGAGGACCACACGGGCCUGAAGGGGUGGCCGGGAGCGCACGGCAUCCGGCUCCCAAGCAGGGAAUGUAGCGGUGUUGGCCUCUCCUCUCCCCGCGCCUCUGUCCUGCGUCGUCACUACCGCCACGGCCUUGCUCGCCAUUGACCUCCCCAAGUGCUUCUCUCCACAAAUGGUGCCGCCAUGUACAGAUCAAUUCAAGCGCCAGGAAAGUACAACACGUGCACGUAACUUGUUUGAGGAAAUUCCAUCUGGAAGCAAUAUUUGAUCAUGACUUGUGUUCUUGAUGCUUCAUCUGCGGCUAGCUGACUACAACAGCACAUAUGUAAAGGGAAACCAUCGUAAGAAACACAGAUCAGCUCUUCAUUCUUUCAAGCGCUAUGUUGCUUACUCAAAUGUUUGUGGCGAUUGUAUCCUUGUGCCAUGAAUAUUUGUACUUAGCAGAUCAAUAUAAACAUAUUGGCUAUUUACCAAUUCAGAAUUUAAAGCACUUUAUUUUAUGGCCUUGAGUAAAAGUUCAGUCGUUGUUGGCUGGAAGACAUCUUCAAUACGCCGUCAACACGAGCUUCCCAAGAAAGAAGAUUUUGUGGAUGAUGUAAGAUAUCCACAUGUUGUAUAUGUGGAAAAACCAAAGGCUCAGGAUGUUGAUUUUUCGGAUGAAAUGAUUUAUCAGGAAAAAACUACAAGUGAAAUGGAAGAAGUAACGCUCAAAAGCCUGAAUAGAAUUCCUUGGGAAAGGGUAGAUGUUAGCUUCAAGAGAAGUAGACAAUGGAUUUUUGCCCAUAGCACCAUUCAGGUCCAGUUGUCGUUGCCUUCACUUGCUUUGUCGUUUACCGAUCUGUCAGCUCGCCGGUUCCCUGACUUGCUGUCAAGUUGAGAUCGAGGAGAGAGCAAGCCGUUGCAGAGGAGAGGGGAUACAAGGGUGGGCGGAGGUCAGGCAUUGUUAACAGAUUUGCGGCAGAGUGGGAGAGGUGACGCCGGCCGGCCGGCGCCUCACCACCGGCUCCUGUUUGGCGGUCGCAAAGAGAAGGGUGCCGAGGAUGUGUUGCUCUAUGCAUGGCUGUCGAAGUACAUCAUCGUUAUGAUGUGUAUGGUUUCUCUAUUUUCAGCCCUACUGCUCCUGAGCCCAAAUCCCAUGACCAUGCCCCCACCUCUCCUUCGUUGAAUGGAGUCUGGUUGCUAAAAAGUGAGUUUUCUUAAUCAGUAUGUAUGGCCCCUCUGCACAUGCCGUUUCUUCGUAUUUAAGAGGCCCUCAAGCUUUGUCAGUUUUCUGAUAGAUAUGGAAUUUUAAUUUGAUAGUCCCAACAACAGUGGGUACUGAUGGAGCUAUCUAUUAUUUAUUGUCAAUCUGUAAUACUUUUGUCAGCUUCUAGCAUGCCGUUGCUCUACCAGAGUGCAAUUUUCUCUGCAUGGCAUACACCAGUUACCAUUAGUUGAUAUGUUUGUUGAAGUUUUAUUGCAAGUUAAAUAAAUGUGUAGUGUGGCAUACUGAUUAUUAUAGUUUGAUAAUGUCAGGCGCCGAUGGCUUUAGAUAUGUAAAUAAAAUACCUUUAAGUAAAACUAAGCAUUUAAUUAUUGUUCUGUUAUGUUAUUGAUUUCACCGGCUUUAUGUCGGCCGAUUAGUUCUGAAGGAUUCCACAUCGGCUAAUUUAGAUUAUGUUACUAGAGUAUUAGAAGAAGUUCCUGAUAUAUGUAUUUAAAGCAUUUGCUGAGAUUUGAUGCAAAAUAUUGAUGACCAGGCAUUAUACUGCGCAUAAGCACAAUUUUUUAGUUUUUCUUUUUAUUGUUGCAACAGCUUUUCUAUAGCAAUAGCCAAAUAGUGUGACAUAACACUAUUCCAUUUUCACAGGCCAUAACACAUCUUUACAUGUAAGUUUGUUCUCUAGAUAGUUCUCUUUCCAAGAUUUUCAUAUCAUAUUUGUCGUGGGAUCUGACUGCUUUACCAUAUUUUCCUGGUGUGGACGAUGUUAUAGAGUGAGCUACCAUCACUUCUCAUUACUGACUGUCAAUAUAUAUGUGUUUAUGCCAUAAAAGAUGGAUAUUUGUCGAAGCCAUUGUCGUGUCAUGUAAUUACUUGCAGAUCAACUAUAUAGUUUUGUUCGGAUUGUAAAGUGGAAACGAUAAAACCCUACAACUCCUGUGUGAUUGUCAUUUGAUUAUUUACUUUCAAGUAGUAUGGAUAUGGUGCUGCCAGGAUAUUAAGUACAUUCAUGAAGUUGUAUAAACCACGUUCUACGAUUCA
This is a messenger RNA of Triticum aestivum (bread wheat), 2728 nucleotides long. RefSeq lists its product as uncharacterized. The record is from RefSeq and is a predicted model, not a curated record. Lineage: Eukaryota; Viridiplantae; Streptophyta; Magnoliopsida; Poales; Poaceae. The transcript is spliced from 8 exons. The coding region runs from base 986 to 1363 and encodes 125 amino acids.